Molecule: messenger RNA, 1101 nt
Organism: Megalopta genalis
Lineage: Eukaryota; Metazoa; Arthropoda; Insecta; Hymenoptera; Halictidae
Source: RefSeq, a predicted model, not a curated record
UUGCGAUGUGAUAAAAAAUAUUCAGAUAUACCUAAUGUCUUAAUAAAUAUUGAUGCUUCCAGAUUAGGAAAUUUCCAAGAAGAUAUGUUAAAUAGCAUGAAUUCGACGAAAGCAGGUUCUAGUUUGAACGAGUAUGUGAUGAGCUUAUUCGAUGCAUCAUUAUCGUGGGACGAUGUUAAAUGGCUACAAAGUAUUACGAGCAUGCCAAUUGUUUUGAAGGGCAUCUUGACUCCGCAAGAUGCACUUCUAGCUAUUGAACAUGGAGUGCAAGCGAUUGUCGUUUCGAACCAUGGCGCUAGACAAGUUGACAGUAUUCCCGCAUCAAUCGAAGUUUUGCCAGAAAUCGUCAAGGCUGUAAAUGGGAGAAUGGAAAUUUAUAUGGAUGGCGGUGUGAGGCAAGGAAUCGAUAUCUUUAAGGCCCUUGCUUUAGGUGCCAAAAUGGUAUUCGUCGGUAGACCAAUGUUAUGGGGUCUGAGUCAUUCAGGCGAGGAGGGUGCGCGUAACGUUCUCGAGCUUUUUAGGAAGGAAAUCGAUUUGGUUUUUGCGUUGACAGGCUGUAGAUCGGUCAAGGAUGUAACUCGGGAAAUGGUGAAGCACGAGUCAUAUUACAGCCACUUAUAAUUCGAAACAAUAUGAUAUUCUUAAAUAUUUAUGAUAAGCUUACCUCGUGGGCAAUAAUUCUUAUGAUGGAAAAAUAAAAAGUGAGGGUGAACACAGAAUAUUGUAUAAUGGAAAAGGUUGAUCAACUGGGGAUAGUUGAUAUUUCGUAUAGCUGGUAAAACGAAAACAAAGAUUCACGAAGUGUACUUCACAAUAUUGGCGUUUUUAUUGAAUAUCUUUUGUAUAUUCUUCUUUGUAUACAUAUAUGCGUGUGCGCGGGGCACACAUAUCACAAUUUGCAGGCGUACGUACGCGCACACGCAUCCAAAGUGAUCCGCGUUACUCGCAAAACGGAACAGAUUGACUAUGACACGCAAUCGGAACAUGCAGCAGAGUAAUCGGCCCUCUGUGUACAGUUAAUACGCAAAAAAUACACCGUUGGCUCUCUGAUCCAUUUCUCUCUUGGCAAAAAAAUAAAUCCAUCUCUCUUUCUCUCACUCA